ACGGAAAUUGAAAUAAGCGAUGUGGCUAAAGAAGGAGAAAAGGCAGACGCUUCACAAUUCGAACUUUUAAAAGUUUUAGGACAAGGUUCUUUCGGAAAAGUUUUUUUGGUUAAGAAAAUAGAAGGAAGGGAUAUCGGUACCUUGUAUGCAAUGAAGGUUCUGAAGAAAGCUACUUUAAAAGUGCGCGAUCGUAUCCGCACAAAAAUGGAAAGAAAUAUUCUCGCUCAAAUUCACCAUCCUUUUAUUGUUCGACUCCAUUAUGCUUUUCAAACAGAAGGAAAAUUGUAUUUAAUCCUUGAUUUCCUGCGAGGUGGCGACCUUUUUACUCGUCUUUCGAAAGAGGUAAUGUUCACUGAAGAAGACGUUAAAUUUUAUUUGGCAGAGUUGGCUCUUGCUUUAAAUCAUUUACAUAUGUUAGGAAUUGUUUACAGAGACCUAAAACCGGAGAACAUUUUACUGGAUGCAGAUGGUCAUAUUAACCUGACUGAUUUUGGGCUCUCAAAAGAGUCUAUAGAGGGUGAUGAGAAGACGUAUAGCUUUUGUGGCACGGUCGAGUAUAUGGCUCCAGAAGUUGUAAAUCGUAGGGGGCAUUCUACCGCAGCAGAUUGGUGGAGUCUUGGUAUUCUUAUGUAUGAAAUGCUUACUGGAAACCUACCAUUCCAUGGACAGAACCGUAGGGAAACGAUGGAAAUGAUAUUAAAGUCAAAAUUAUCUAUGCCCUCGUUUUUAUCACCUCAAGCCCAAAGUUUACUUCGUGCGCUGUUUAAACGGAUUCCUUCACAUCGUCUCGGAUAUGGACCAAAUGGGAUGGCGCAAAUUAAAGCCCAUCCAUUUUUUGCAUCUGUCGAUUGGGAUAAAUUGCUGGCUCGUGAAAUAGAGCCUCCAUUUAGACCGACACUGACGGCAGCGGACGAGACACAUUAUUUUGAUCCAGAGUUUACUAAAGAGACACCCAGAGAUUCCCCUGCGGUUCCGCCUUCUGCAACCGCCCAUGAACUUUUUCGUGGGUUUAGCUUUGUAGCACCAUCAGUAUUGGAGGAAAGUCGUGAUAAUAACCGUGUUCCACUUCCAGAAUAUCGUAUUUUUAUUCUGAUUUUGUUGUGUGUACACAAAACUACUCGCGCUGAAUAUGCUGUGAAGAUAGUCGGAAAAAUCAAGCGGUUUUAUUGUGAUGAAGUAGAUAUUUUACGCCGGUACUCUCAUCAUCCUAACAUUGUCAAAUUAUAUGAAGUUUAUGAAGACGAAAGUAGCGUGUAUCUCGUUGAAGAGUUGUGUAAAGGUGGUGAGCUCUUGCACAGCAUUAUUGCUCAAAAACACUUUUCGGAGAGAGAAGCUGCAGCUGUGCUUAUGAAGUUGGCAAAUGCUGUUAGUUACCUUCAUGGAAAUCAGGUUGUCCAUCGUGAUUUAAAACCAUCGAACGUUAUGUAUGCCACUACACGUGCAGAUAUCGAUUCGAUCCGGAUCAUUGAUUUUGGCUUUGCAAAGCAACUUCGUGCUGGGAAUGGUUUACUAAUGACGCCCUGCUAUACUGCCCAGUUUGCUGCUCCAGAAGUCUUGAAAAAACAAGGAUAUGAUAUGAGUUGCGAUGUUUGGUCUCUUGGAGUCCUGCUGUACACCAUGUUAGAAACACCAUUUGCGACUGGUGUAGAUGAUACUCCAGCUGAAAUCCUAAAACGAGUCGGUGAGGGACGAUUUUCUUUUUGCCAUCCUGCUUGGCAGAACGUUUCUGAUUUGGCUAAAGACCUUGUUGUGCGCAUGCUUCAUGUUGAUCCUUCACGAAGAGUUUCCGCGAAACAAAUUCUUGUCCACCCAUGGAUUGUGCAAAGAAAUUCAAUGCAAUUGACCAGACUUAUGAAGCACUUGAUCGCGCUUCAAACCCAGCCCCGCUGCACCCUGUGA
Enterobius vermicularis (human pinworm) is the source of this 1899-nucleotide messenger RNA. NCBI's taxonomy places the organism in Eukaryota, Metazoa, Nematoda, Chromadorea, Rhabditida, Oxyuridae. The record is from the annotation of a GenBank genome assembly.